AUGUCAGCAAAUUCAGACGUAAAGAUCAUAGUCGCCGGUCUUCCGCGCACGUCUACGACAAGUCUCAAGAAAGGUCUUGAGAUUCUUGGUGUGACUCCUUGUUUUCACCUUGGAGAUCCUCCUGCGCCAAUCUCCCGCGUCAAAGAAAGUGCAAGAGUACUUGCGAUUCAAGACCGCAAUGAGAGGCUCAAGGCGUUAAAGAAGCUGUAUGAUGGCUUUGAAGCUGUCUUUGAACCGCCUGCUAGUGCGCUUGUCGAUGACAUGCUGACAAUAUACCCCAACGCAAAGGUCAUCCUCUCUGUCCGCAAAAACCCGCAGGUCUGGCUCGCAUCUUACUACGGCCUGGGUAUUGAUCUCCGCUCAAAGUGGUACCGCAUCCUAGGCUACUGGAUCCCCGGCGUGAUUCACUCCAGCGACCUUAUCGUAGCCUGGUCAAAAUACUACGCUGAGAAAUUCAACCUGGAGCAAGUCCCCUCGGAGGAACUAUACCAUAAGCACAAUCAAUGGGUUCACGAUAUCGUGCCCGCUGGGCAAUUGCUCGAGUACCAACCGAGUAUGGGAUGGGAACCCCUGGCGCGAUUUCUGGACAGGCCUGUUCCGGAGGGUCAGCCGUUUCCACGUGUCAACGAAGCUGCUUUUCUUAGAAACGUGAAGCGAGUCGCUAUGGGUCUUGGAUCGUUGGUCUGGCUGUGUUUGUUUGUUGGUCUGUAUUACGCAGGAUCCUUGGCGUGGUCAAAGUUUGCGUCUGAAACUUGA
Messenger RNA from Fusarium mangiferae, 756 nucleotides. RefSeq lists its product as uncharacterized. The coding region runs from base 1 to 756 and encodes 251 amino acids. NCBI's taxonomy places the organism in Eukaryota, Fungi, Ascomycota, Sordariomycetes, Hypocreales, Nectriaceae. The record is from RefSeq and is a predicted model, not a curated record. The transcript has 3 exons.